This is a messenger RNA of Aedes albopictus (Asian tiger mosquito), 1940 nucleotides long. Its product is annotated as zinc finger and SCAN domain-containing protein 5B. Bases 25 to 1881 code for a protein of 618 amino acids. Gene Ontology annotation, cellular component: nucleus. Gene Ontology annotation, biological process: regulation of DNA-templated transcription. Gene Ontology annotation, molecular function: zinc ion binding; RNA polymerase II cis-regulatory region sequence-specific DNA binding; DNA-binding transcription factor activity, RNA polymerase II-specific. The record is from RefSeq and is a predicted model, not a curated record. The transcript is spliced from 5 exons. Lineage: Eukaryota; Metazoa; Arthropoda; Insecta; Diptera; Culicidae.
ACAUUUCCGCUACAUGCAGAAUCAAUGAUCAAUGAUCAAAACAAAAAUCAGCUGUUAUUAAAUCAAUCUGUCGAAAUAGGAAAUCUGUCUCGAUUCUUGUCGACCGCAACACAAAGUUCGAAUUUCAAUCCUCAAAUCCGUGUCCAGAACCGCACCCGACUCCCGAUGGAAACGCCCCACCACCCGAUGGACUCGCUCCAGCUGCUCCCGAGUGGCGAUCCGUGCCGGUUGUGCUUGAAAAAAUGCGAACAAUCGUACGGGCUGUACGUCAACUCGCCAGACGGGAUGGUGCGCGAGCUGGCCCGCAAGAUUCUGGACUGCAUCGCGCUGGAAAUCACCGACAACGAGCCGGAGGUUUUCUCGAAGUUGGUUUGCAGCGACUGCAUCUACAAGCUGGACUACUUCCACGAGUUUCGCGAGAAUUGCCGCAAGUGUCAGGCGUUUUUCAGCGAAAUGCUCAUGUUCUGCCAGGCGGAAGCGGCCAUUGAGCGCCAGCAGGAAGAGCAACGGCAACAGCACGCCGUUCAUGACGUGCACCAACAACAUCAACAGAUUCUGCCAGAGAUCAGCUUCCAGGGGCACGAUUUCAUGUUGGAUGGGAACACCAACAAAGAAUACGAGUACAUCAUCCAAAGUCUGGAGAAGGAGGACAUUUCCUUUUCCGCCAAUGUGGAGGCUCUGAAGCUGAAACAGGAACUGGAGAUUUCGAUACAGCAAAAUCAACAACAGGACGAGGAAGAGUACAUUCCCAUGGUGGAGCCGUCCGUUCCGGACGGGGUAAUGCCCAGUGAGGAAACGUGCUUCAACAAUCUGGAAGCGAUAGUGGAAUCCAUUGCCCAGCAGAACGCAUCCGUGGGGUAUGCGAUCGCCGAAAAUGUCCCGGACGACGAUCUGGACUAUGACGACUUCGUAGGGAUCGAAACGGUGGAUGACAAUAGAGAUGCUUCUAUUUCAGAGAUUCAAAUUCAGCAAAUAGCCGAAGAACCGCCACUGAAGUAUGAACCCUCGGACGAAAUUGUUCCCCUUCCAUUGGCGUCAGAUGAGCCACCUGUCAAGGCUGAACCAAUAGAACCAGUUGAACCAAUCCCAAUCCCAGUUGAAGAACCACCUCCCUUGCCGCAAGCCCCCAACGAUCGGACCUGUGAUAUUUGCGGGAAAGUUUGCACAACCCGCACAAAGCUAAAGAUCCAUCGCAAUACGCACCUGAACGUGACUCCGUUCGCCUGCCAAUUCGAAGGUUGCCCCAAGGCAUUCAAAUCGAAGAAAGGCCUGGACGAGCACAUGGCCAACCAUACGGGAAACUUCGCGCUCUCCUGUAACAUCUGCGGCAAAGGCUUCCUGAAGCAGAGCAACCUGACCAGUCACCUGAGGACGCACUCCGACGAGAAAACGUUCCGGUGUACCAUUUGCAAGCAGGCCACCUUCAAGACCAAGGCCAAACUGCUCGAUCACCGGAAUCGGCACCUGGGCCUGAAGCCGUUCGAGUGCGGCCAAUGCGGCAAGCAGUUCACCAACCAGUAUCUGCUGCAGCAGCACAAACUCGUGGCGCACACGGGAGUUCGGUUUCCUUGUCCGGAGUGCGAUAAGACGUUCACCAGCGGCAGUUAUUUGAAGGUCCACCAGCGGAUCCACCGUAACGAUCGGCCGUUCGUGUGCGAGGUGUGCAACCGGGGUCACGUGACCCGGCGCGAUCUGGAGGUGCACAUGACGCUGCACACCGGAGAGAAACGGUUCGUUUGUGACGUCUGCGGCAAGGACUUUGCCCGGUUGAUUGCGUUGUCCUUCCACCGGAAGAUUCACGAGGCGCGGAGGGGGAAAACUGAAGGGAUAGCUGAUGACGGUGGCCAGGCGGGACUGGAGGAUGCGCUGGCCGCGAGUUGACGUUGAAUGAAAUGGUUGGAUGUUGCGGGAAGUCAAUGAAAGAGUUGUGGUUUAGAAUU